Molecule: messenger RNA, 1102 nt
Organism: Melanotaenia boesemani (Boeseman's rainbowfish)
Lineage: Eukaryota; Metazoa; Chordata; Actinopteri; Atheriniformes; Melanotaeniidae
Exons: 5
Coding region: 194-718 (174 amino acids)
Biological process (GO): iron ion transport; intracellular iron ion homeostasis
Cellular component (GO): cytoplasm
Molecular function (GO): ferric iron binding; ferrous iron binding
Source: RefSeq, a predicted model, not a curated record
GACGUUAUUGGUCCACCUUGAUCUCAUAUCUCUCCCUCACACGUGACUUCUGGGCUGUUUUACUGAGCCCUUAAAUAUCGGUUGUGUAGAGGCAGGCUGGCAAAUACGAGCAGAAUUUGACCACAAGCGGUCACCUUGGAAGGAAGAUUUGCCUAAAGCGAUUUUAUUCACGUUUUCGUCAGAAAAAAGGGAAAUGCAGUCAACAGUAAAACAAAACUUCAAUGCGGAGACAGAAGCAGACAUCAACAAACUCGUCAACCUGAAGCUCAAUGCUUCCUACACCUACCUUUCCCUGGGGAUGUAUUUCGACAGGGAUGAUGUUGCAUUGCCAAAUUUCUCCAAGUUUUUCCUGGAGCGCUCUGUGAAGGAAAGGGAACAGGCUGAGAAACUGUUGGACUAUCAGAACAUGAGAGGAGGCCGCAUUUUGCUUCAAACUAUUGCUAAACCAAGUAAGGAGGACUGGAGAGGAGGCCUGGAUGCAUUGUCCUUUUCUCUGGAAUACCAGAAAUCCCUCAACACGCGUAUCCUUGAUGUGCACUCCAGAGGUGGCACCCACAACGAUGCACAUCUGUGUGACUUCCUGGAGCAGGAGUUCCUUACAGACAGCCAUGAUACCAUCAAAAAGCUGGGUGAUUACAUUGGCAGCCUGUCACGUCUUGUUUCAUCUGAGUCUCAUGGCUCAAUGGGAGAAUACCUGUUUGAUAAACACACUCUGUAGAGGUCCCUGACACCAACUUGUACGUUUACAAUUUUAAAGAGGUCAAUAUCACAUUUGUUUCCAUUAAGAUAACCUGACAAUGUUUGUACAGUUUACCCUGAACUCAAUUUUUGUACCAAAGGAACAAGAGAAUUUCAUGCAGGUUAACUGAAAAUACCUCACGUUUUCUAAAAUAAAGCUGUUGGAAAAAAAUCUUAUUAAAAUGGUGCUGAAAACUUCAGUUUUUCUAAUUUGUUACCAUAAAAUGAGCCACUUGUUCAGACUUUAUCAUGUGUCAUACAUUCCAAUAUCUUGUAUUUUGGUGUUUUGAAAAUUUCAUACAAUUUUGUAUGAAAUUGUUGAAAGGAUUUUGUGAUCUGGAAAGUUAUUAAAAUGUGUCUACAA